UGGAGCUAUUGGAGAGAAAAAAACAAAGACAGACAAAAAGACGCAGCAAAGGUGAAUCUCGAUCACCCAUCCCACCCUGCUGCUUCCUUCCAUACUCUCCACCGCCCCUUCCUUCUCUCCGCCUCCCCCACAAAAGGUGUCAUCGUCCUCUCCCUUCCCUCACGACUCUUCACAGGACAUUCGCCGAGCAGGAAGUCAACAGUCGGUGAUCUACUUACUGAUGCAGGCUGACAACUCUAUGGGGUCGCACGACCCCUCUGAAAACACCUGGCAAGAGUACAUCAAGGAGACCUUGCUGCCCUCCAUUACAACCGCGUCUAUCAACGAGCGCACGCAGCUUCUUCACCUGCUCCUUGUUCGUGUUAAACGCAAAGACUUGCCGGUGGAGCUACUACCAGCGCUGGUCCAUAUCCUGUUCAUCUCAUACCCGCGCUAUAAUGACAGAUCAUCGCGCUUGACGGUCCUUGAGAUCCUCACGGAACUCAAUGCCUGGAACUCGGAAGAGUUCUUGAAGGUCAUGGUGCCCGCGAUGCAAAAGGAGACCGAACGACUCUCAGCCAAGAGCACGGAUGGCGUUUAUAUUACAGCAGCUGCUCAUCGCUUUGUGGUCCUGAACUGGAUCAACGUGUUGCUCAACUGCACGUUGACUGUUUCAGGAGACAGCCCAUCGCCAUAUAUCAAACCUCUUGUUGGAUCGCAGGCUGUUCUCAUUGAUGGACUGGUGGAUACGGAAAAGAAGAGCAUUGCCCACGGAGCCGUUGCAGAUGUUCGUCGUUGCAUUCGCAAGAACGCGGAUUCGAUCCCCAUGUUUCUGGAAUAUCUGACGACAGGAACGACCGCACCCACAUAUCUGAACUCUGUAUUAAUGGGCACCGUGGUGGAUGUCGCUCUUCGAUUGAGACAUAACGCUGAGGCUGGAAAGGGAUAUAUUGCUGCUCAUCGGGAUGCCAUCGUCAAAUUCUACCUUACCAACCUGAUCUCAUCAAAGCAACCCGUGCCUACACGAUGCGCUGUGGCCUUUAACGAUUUCAUUCACCACUAUGUGACCCUCGAGCUAUUCAAAACGGAUUUCUUACCAACUAUUGAGCGUCUUUGCCUUCGUGCGCCAGAAAUUGUCUUUGCCUUGCUAGUCCACCUCGUUAAGGCUCUCUCGGUUGAUCCUUCCUCCAUUUUCAGCUCUUCACUUCAGGACCCCUUAUUGAACGGAUUGCGCUCGAGUUCAGAAUCGGUCAGGACAUCGGCCAUCGCUCUUUUCAGAGAAUUCGCCCAGCGUACCAAGGAGGAGGAGCACGUUCUGAAGGUGGUAACAGAGAUGACAAAGCAGCUCACCACAGGAAAGGUGUCGUCCCCUGACCACCGUGGCAUCUUCUACGACUGCAUUGGAAGGACAGCAGCAACGAAGUCAGAGGCUGUUUCAACUAAAGCUCUUCAGGGAUUGAUCACCAUGACUGGCAAGGAGUCGAACGAGACUGCUGUUACCUUUGGUAUUGACGCCACCAUCCUGCAUCUUCAGGUUCUCCUGGCAGCUGGAAAGGACACUCCUGAGGUCGCGACAAGCAUCAAAGCUGGCGUUACUGCUCUUGCCAGCCCCCGUGCCUCCCUCCGCAAGACAUGGGCACGUGGCAUGGGUGCAUUGAUCUGGAACUCGGAAUAUUCUUCAGAAUCUGUCAAAAACGUUUCUUUGUUCAUGGCUCCUUUGAUUACCGCCUACAACAACAUUCAGAAGGCACCACUGACUUACAAGGACGGACCAUUGGAGGGCUAUGUUGCAGUGAGCGCCGCCUAUCGCCUUGCUCAGAGUGGUGAUGGCUCUGCCCGUCAACUUCUCAAGUCAGCACUCGUAGCAUCGCCAAAGCCUUCCCUUGUGUUGUUUGAUAAGGUCUACACAAAAUUGACCACGGCCGAAGAGGGCGUGUGGUUCGUACAUGCACUCGAGGCACUGGUGGCGGAGGAGACCAUCGAAGAGGACGCAAGGAUGGCUAUCGGUACAGGAUUCAUUUACUCUGCCGCAGCGUCACCAUACGCGGAUGCACGUAAGGAGGCGUUCCAUGCUCUACAGCGCAGUGCAAAGAAUGAUGCUAGGAAGAUUGGUACCAUUAUUAGGGAGGCUCUCCUACGAUGGGUCUCGCUUAUUGAGACCCCUGUAAAAGACUCUACCCCCGCCCUCGCCGCUUCUACUAUCUCCACCGACCCUCAUAUUUCUGCAUACCGUCUUUCAGAAAUUUUAUCCGCCAUCACAACACACAACGCAGAAGGCGAUCAGACCGUCAUGGCCGAGGUUGCAACUGAGCUGAUCGUGCUGUCUCACCACCAGGCCAUUGCUUCGCCCACUAAGAAGUACGACUGGAUGAGCAUGGUGCAACGCGCGAGACUGGAUCCCGGACGCCUUGUCUCAGACUACCAGAACCGUAUCGAGCAACUCGUCAUGGAUGCUGCCAGCUUGGAAUCGACUUCGCCACAGAUGUACAAGGCCGCUAUGUCUACCAUCUCAAGUCUUGUCUUUAUCGCUCCCUCAACCAUGAUUCCUAUCUUUCUGAGCCAUGUUGAGGAAGACCUGGAUGCCAAGCUGCUGGACAACAUCGGCGAACAGGAGAUCGGUAUCUGGAAGCAUCCCGAAGGUGAACUGUUUGUUGAUGUCCUCAAGGGCAUGAAGAAGCAAGGAGGAGCCGAGCGCGGUCGUCCUGCUUUUGACGAGCAAAAGUUCAACCGUGAUGUUAAGAAGGCACUCUCCUCAACAAAGAGAGCCCCUACUGCCUCUGCUGCCUCUGCUGCUGCCUCUGCAUCAAAAUUGACCAGGGAUGAACAGGCAUCUGUCGACGCACAACUCACAAAGGAGUCCAAGAUCCGCAAAUCUGUCCAGAACACCUACAACCAUUUGAUGCGCGGUUUGGCAACGAUUCGUGCACUCAUUAACGGCAACUCGGACGAGCUGACAGCUAGACUGGUGGAGCUUGUGAGACUCUUGCUGAACGGCGUUGUGAAACGCGGAGGUCCUUUGGUUGGAACCGUUGCCGUGGAUACCUACUUGGCGCUGGGUCGCUGUGUGUCGGAUCGUCUCGACUCCAUUCGUGAGCCGUUGGCAUUGGCUACGCUCCGCAGCUUGGAUGUUAAGGAAGUGCCCGAGAACUGGUUGGAGGAGCCUUUAGACGGACUUGUUUCCCGUGUCCUUUACCGUCUUCGUUUUGUCACUGAGAAGCAGCCUCUGCUUCCAUCGAGCUUUGCAUACUGCUUCCCUUUGAUCCACAACAUUCUUCAAAACGGCGGCAUUGUCAGCUCUGACAAGUCAGCUGCAGAUGCCAAGGAAGCAUCGCAGGAACAAGUACAGAUCGCUGUCGACAUUGUCUCGUUCCAUGCUCUUUCAGGAGCUUCGGACUCGCUGCCCCGGAAGGAGAUGAUCCAUUCUUUACUGUCGAUCAUUAAGGAGUAUCCUCAACUUGCCAAGAUAGCCAGGACUUCGCUUGGAGACCUGACACAUUCUAUGGGUGACACUGCUUCCUUGGACGAGAUCAACACCCUUCUUGGAGGUCUGCUCUACAACGAGACUCUGGUUCGACAAGCUGCCCUUGCCGCUCUUGAAUCCUUGGAACUGACCGUCAUUGACUUCUCGCGCGAACUUUGGACGGCCUGCUAUGACGAGGAUCCCACCAAUGCCAAGCUUGCCUUUGAACUCUGGGAAGACAACGGAAUGGAAGUUGAGCCCACGUAUGCGAAUGCCCUGCUACCCUAUGUUGUUCACCAGAAUGGCUUCGUUCGCCAGGCCGCUGCCAAGGCCAUCGCUGGUGCCGUCAAGCUGUAUCCCGACACUGUUACUGCGACUUUGAACGCCAUUUACAUUCUGUACCACGAGAAGGCCCAGCCAAUCGUUCCUCAGUAUAACGAGUACGGCCUCGUCAUCCAGGAGUCCUUGAACCGACAGGAUCCCUCUGACCAGCGCUUUGGCUUGUCAAUGGCGCUGAAGAAUAUUGCUCCCCUGAUGACAGCCAGUGACCUUCAGCCUUUUGCCGAGUUUUUGAUCCACCAGGAUGCUUUAGGUGAUCGAAGCGCAGAUGUUCGUCAGGGCAUGCUGGAUGCUGGCUUAGCUAUGAUCACUGCCCACGGCGCUGAGAACGUCCACACUCUGAUCCCCGUCUUUGAGAACUACCUCUCUGAACCUGCCCGCAACUCGGAGACCCAUGACCGUAUCCGUGAAUCCGCCGUUAUCCUGUUCGGUGCUCUUGCCCGUCACUUAGAUCCUUCCUCUCCCAAGAUUCCUUCCGCUGUGCAGAAACUGAUCGAAACACUGAGCACACCCUCGGAGCCUGUCCAGGUUGCUGUCGCCAACUGCUUGCCUGGUUUGGUGAAGUGCAUUCCCAACCAGGUCCCGGAUCUUCUCAAGUCUUUGAUGGACAAAGCUUUCCACUCCAAGAAGUACUCGGAGCGCCGUGGCGCUGCUUAUGGUCUCGCUGGUGUUAUCAAAGGUCGUGGUAUCUCUGCUCUCAAGGAAUUCUCCGUCAUGGCUUCUCUCAAGGCCGCUGUCGAUGAUAAGAAGGAUGCACAUGCGCGUGAAGGUGCCAUGAUUGCAUUCGAGACAUUGUCGCAAACUCUCGGUCGUCUCUUCGAGCCGUAUGUCAUCCAGAUCUUACCGCUUUUGCUGGUCUGCUUUGGUGACCCUGUAAUGGAUGUCCGUCAGGCGACCUCGGAUACCGCGCGUGCCAUCAUGGGCAAACUUUCGGGACACUGCGUCAAGCUGAUCAUGCCCUCGCUCCUCGCUGGUCUGGACGACCGCCAGUGGCGCACUAAGAAAGGAUCUGUCGAACUCUUGGGAUCCAUGGCCUUCUGUGCUCCCAAGCAGCUAUCGAUUUCUCUGCCGACCAUCAUUCCUCGCCUUUCGGAUGUCUUGACCGACUCUCAUACUGCUGUCCAAGAUGCCGCCCGCCUUGCUCUGACACAAUUCGGUGAAGUCAUCUCUAAUCCUGAGAUCCAGGACCUUGUCCCUAUCAUGAUGGCUGCUCUCUGUGAUCCAAACACCAAGACCCAUCCUGCUUUGACCGCUCUAUUGGGCACCUCGUUUGUCCACUAUAUUGAUUCGCCUUCUCUGGCCUUGGUCAUGCCUAUUUUGGAGCGUGGUCUCCGCGAGCGUGCUACUGAUAUCAAGAAGAAGGCCUCUCAGAUUGUCGGAAACAUGGCCUCUUUGACUGACCAGAAGGACCUCAUUCCUUACCUUCCACGUCUCUUGCCUGGAGUCAAGGAGGUUCUGAUCGAUCCUGUUCCCGAUGCGCGUGCGACCGCUGCUAAGGCCCUUGGUACAUUGGUUGAGAAACUGGGCGAAUCCAAUUUCCCCGACCUAGUCCAUGAGCUCUUGGAUACUCUCAAAUCCGAUACUUCUGGUGUCGAUCGCCAAGGAGCAGCCCAGGGUCUCUCGGAAGUUCUCGCUGGCCUUGGUUUAGAGCGCUUGGAAGGCCUGCUCCCUGAGAUCAUUGUCAACACAGAUUCACCCAAGUCUUACAUUCGCGAAGGCUUCAUUUCGUUGCUUGUAUAUCUUCCCGCUACGUUUGGUCAGCGCUUCCAGCCCUACCUAGGUCGCAUUAUCCCACCCAUCCUGAUGGGACUUGCGGACGAGUCUGAAUACGUUAGAGAGGCUUCGUUGAAGGCCGGUCAGAUGAUCAUCAACAACUAUGCCACCAAGGCUGUCGACUUGCUCCUGCCCGAGUUGGAGCGUGGUCUCUUUGAUGACAACUGGCGUAUUCGUCAGUCCUCUGUUCAACUCAUGGGCGACUUGUUGUUCCGUAUCACUGGCACCAGCAAGCAGGCUGGUGUUGAUGACGAGGGUGAGGAAGAUGAACCUGAAGAGUUCGGUCGGUCCGAUAACAUUCGCAAACAGCUGUUGGAGGUCCUUGGCCGCGAACGCAGAGACCGUGUUCUGUCAUCGCUGUACAUUGUUCGUGCCGACAACUCGGCCAUUGUUCGCCAGGCCACACUCACCGUCUGGAAGUCACUGGUCACCAAUACUCCUCGUACAUUGAGAGAGAUUCUGCCCACGAUCAUGUCGAUGAUUAUUCGCAACUUGGCCUCCACAUCGUACGAUCGCCGUAUGGUCGCAGCCCGCACCUUGGGAGACCUGGUUCGCAAGCUGGGCGAAGCAGUUCUUUCAGAGAUUAUCCCCAUUCUCGAAGCUGGUCUCGAGAGCUCCGAAAGCGAUACUCGUCAGGGUGUCUGUAUCGGUCUCUCAGAGAUCAUGGCCACUGCUGGAAAAGUUCACGUUACGGACUAUGUCGACUCAAUUAUUCCCGCUGUCCGCAAGGCACUUUUGGACGAGUCUCCCGACGUCCGAGAGGCUGCUGCUCAGGCUUUCGAUACUUUGCACCAGUGCGUCGGACCCAAGGCCAUCGACGAGAUUCUACCCUCCUUGUUGGCCAACCUUCAUACUGGCGACAAGUCCGAGUACGCUUUGGAGGGUCUCAAGGAGAUUAUGGCCGUCCGGUCGAAUGUUGUUUUCCCUGUGCUGAUUCCCACGUUGAUUGCUCAGCCAAUUACUGCUUUCAACGCUCGUGCUUUGGGGUCCCUGGUCUCUGUUGCCGGUACGGCCUUAAAUCGCCGUCUGACAAACAUUUUGGCUGCCCUUAUUCAGUCGCAGGUCAGCGAAACGGAUCCAGACACUCUCGAGGCUUUGGAGACGACUAUUUGUGCUCUGCUACAGUCGAUCGACAAUGCGGAUGGUGCUCAUACCCUGAUGAUGAUGCUGUUCGAGCUCGUCAAGUCCGAAGAUCCUUCGAAGCGCUCCUCUGGAUGCAACAUUUUGGCGACCUUCUGCGCCGAGUCGACCCAGGAUAUCUCUCGCUAUGUCUCUGACUGGAUUCGUGUCCUGAUCAACUUGCUGGAUGACCGUACUCAAUCUGUGGUCGUGAGUGCCUUAGCUGCCUUGAACGCUGUUACGCGCACUGUCCGCAAGGAUGAGCUGGAGGGUCUGGUUCAGUCCGUACGUCGCUCGGUCCGUGCUGUUGGCACUCCUGGCGUGGACUUGCCUGGUUUCUGUCUGCCCAAAGGUAUUGCUCCCCUGCUGCCUAUCUUCUUGCAGGGUCUAAUGAACGGCUCCAAUUCGAUCCGUGAAGCCUCUGCUUUGGGUAUUAGCGACCUGAUACAGCGCACAUCCGCCGACGCUCUCAAGCCCUUUGUCACGCAGAUUACCGGUCCUCUGAUUCGUAUUGUUGGUGAUCGCCAUCCUGGCGAGGUCAAGAGCGCUAUCUUGAGCACUCUCAGCCUACUUCUCCAGAAAGUCCCUGCUCAUCUGAAACCCUUCUUGCCUCAGUUGCAGCGUACGUUUAUUAAGUCGUUGACGGACCCCACGUCUACAACUGUUCGUGUUCGCGCUGCGGCUGCACUGUCGAUCCUGAUCUCGCUUCAGUCCAGAGUUGAUCCUUUGGUCACGGAGUUGGUGGCAGGUAUCAAAUCGAGCGAGCCCGGUGUCAAGGAAACUGUCAUGAGUGCCUUGGAGAACGUCGUCAGCAAGAUCGGUGCUGGCAUGAGCGACGCCGCCAAGCGCGCUGUUAUUGGCGUUGUUAUAGAGGGCAUGGAAGCCAGCAACACCGAAUCCAUGUGGUUGACCUCUGCUAAGCUGCUGGGCGCGUUCUGCAAGCACCAGAGCACAGAGGAGGCCUCUUACCUAAUCCAGACCCAGAUCUUGGGUGAUACUGUGCCUCUGAGUGCGUCGAUGCUUGCUAUGAAUUCUGUGCUUGUUGAGUCGCCUCAGCUCAUCAUUGAGACUGGUCAUGUCCAGGAGGUUGCCAACGCCGCACUGACUGCGAUCUCCAACUCCGUUGAGAGCAGUUCCACGGCGGCCGUGUUGGUGAUCGGUAAGAUGAUCACCAACGAGGCCUAUCAGGUGGACCAGGAACUGAUUGGCGAGCUAAUCAAAAAGCUGGCUUUACACUUGUCCCAGGAUAUUAACCUCGAGUCCAAGCGGUUAAUCUUGGUGUGUAUUCGCGCCGUGGCGAGACAGUCGCCAUGGCUGGUGGAGCCUCAUUUGAGCCAGCUUGUUCCACUAAUGAUGGCAUCGGUUCGGGAACGCGUCAUUCCUAUCAAAUUGGCUGCGGAGAGAGCCUUGCUGUUUACUCUGCAACUGCAGAAAGACGACUCUGUAUACCAGAAGUAUCUGGGAACGAUCGAUAUGGCGGCCAGUAAGGCGCUGACGGAUUACAACCGUCGUAUCUUGUCCAAGUUGGCGGCCAACGAGAGAGCGCGAGUGGAACAGCUGCAUGGACAGGAGGACGCAGAGGCGAUUGAAGAGGAUGCGGAGGUGUAUGCUGUUGGCGGUUUGAAUCUCGGGACGAAUGACGACGAGUAGGAGUAGGCGUCAGAAAGAUAUGGGCGUAGAUAGUUUUCGUUAAAUUUGACAAUUCAAAACGCACGUUUGGUGUAUGCUGUACUUGAUAUUAUUUUACAUGUGGCACUAUUUGGUAUAUAAUGAAGAGGAGGUGCAGGUACCGACUGCACCUAAGAAAAGCUGGCUGCAGAGAGUCCGCAAUGAUCCCAUGCCCGGGCGUUUACGUCGCCGUUCUCAAUGUCAGGAUUUCCCCACCAGUGAGGCAUCCGGCCACCCCAUGACUGGAUCCCGAAAAAUAUCACCAUGCCUGCAAGCGCGACGCCGGUGUCAAGUGCGCUGCUCGUCAGAUAGAUGUACCGCGACCACCAGCGGUAGCGGUAGCGUCUCAGCAGAUACGCAAAGAUGAAGCCGACAAAAAGGCCGUUGCUGAAGAAAUAAGGCAGUGCGGGAGGC
This is a messenger RNA of Gamsiella multidivaricata, 8752 nucleotides long. Its product is annotated as armadillo-type protein. Gene Ontology annotation, cellular component: cytosol. Bases 221 to 8320 code for a protein of 2699 amino acids. Gene Ontology annotation, molecular function: protein kinase regulator activity; protein binding. Lineage: Eukaryota; Fungi; Mortierellomycota; Mortierellomycetes; Mortierellales; Mortierellaceae. Gene Ontology annotation, biological process: cellular response to amino acid starvation; regulation of translation. The record is from RefSeq and is a predicted model, not a curated record. The transcript has 9 exons.